UAUAAUUAUUAUUUUUUUUUAAUAUUUCAGGACAGUGUCAAGUUAGAGAAAGCAGAUAUAAUGGAAAUGACUGUAAGAUAUAUUGAAGAUAUUCAACAAAAACAGUCAGCAGAAGGUCGUAACAGAGCACAACUGGUAAUGAACAGCUUUAUACGAGGUUAUACCACUUGCAUCAACGAUGUAUCUAAUAGUCUGACAGCCAAUCAUAUCACAAAUGACGUCAAAUCUUCAGUAACCAAUCACCUAGCAACAAAUUAUACCAAUAUGACAACAAGACUACAGACCCAAGAACCACAGGCCUCCAGUUAUAGUUUUGACCGAUUAGCUACAAGCACACCUUGCAGUUAUUUACCAACCAAAGAAAGUAAACCAUACCAGUUGUUAUCACCAAUAAUUGACACACAUGCACAGUAUUCCUCAUCAUGUGACACCUUAAGCUGCAAUGAUUGGUCCUCUACAUAUUCAGCAUCACCUUCAGUUUCACCAAACAUGCAUUCACCUUCAGAUUCAGGAGUUGAUGGUUCAACUGGUGACAACUCUGUUUGGCGACCAUGGUAACAACAGCCAUUUUGUACAGAGACAUAUUUGUAAUUAGACUGUGUUAAAACAUUUUGGUGCAUGAUAAUUUAUUUGUAUAGUGCUAUAUUCUAAAUGUCAAAUAUGAUAAAUUA
Molecule: messenger RNA, 671 nt
Organism: Mytilus californianus (California mussel)
Lineage: Eukaryota; Metazoa; Mollusca; Bivalvia; Mytilida; Mytilidae
Product: transcription factor HES-4-B-like
Exons: 2
Coding region: 61-558 (165 amino acids)
Source: RefSeq, a predicted model, not a curated record